AUGGCGGCCACCACGGAUCUGAACACCUACAAGUUCAACCACUCGAUGAUUCGAGUCAAGGACCCCAAGGAGUCUGUGAAAUUCUACGAGUUUCUCGGAAUGAGCGUCAUCCGCAAGGCCGAAUUCCCUGAAGCCAAGUUUGAUCUUUACUUCAUGGGAUACAACAGCAAAGGUGCGACUUCAUUCGGAAACUCUUCUCUCGACCGCGAGGGAGUCAUUGAGCUCACCCACAACUACGGCACUGAGAGCGACCCCAACUACACCAUCAACAAUGGAAACAAGGACCCUCACCGCGGAUUUGGCCACACUUGCAUUUCCGUCGACAACCUCCAGGCCGCUUGCCAGCGCAUCGAGGAUGCCGGCUACAAGUUCCAGAAGAAGCUGACCGAGGGACGAAUGAACCACAUUGCUUUUGCUUUGGAUCCCGAUGGAUACUGGGUUGAGGUUAUUGGCCAGAAGCCUCUUGAGGAGACUGCCAGCAUCAAGGAGACUGAUAACCACACCAUGAUCCGUGUCAAGGAUCCUCAAAAGUCCCUCAAGUUUUAUCAGGAGGUCUUGGGCAUGUCCCUCUUCAGAACCAGCGAGGCUCCCAACGCAGGAUUCAACCUCUACUUCCUUGGCUAUCCCGGCACCCAGGGUGUCCCCCAGGAAGGCAAGACCAGCGAUCGUGAAGGUCUCCUUGAAUUGACCUGGAACUAUGGCACCGAAAAGGACGAAGCCUUUUCUUACCACAACGGCAACAGCGAACCUCAAGGCUUCGGCCACAUCUGCGUUUCUGUAGAUGACCUGGACGCUGCUUGCCAGCGGUUUGAGGACCUCAAGUGCAACUGGAAGAAGAGGCUGACGGAUGGCCGCAUGCGCAACGUUGCUUUCUUGCUGGACCCCGAUGGAUACUGGGUUGAGGUCGUCCAGAACGACAGAUACAGCAACAAGCAGACGCUGGAUGCCUCCAGACGAAGUUCUUUGUCGAAACAAUUUCUCUUAUCCUCGUUUCUGUUCGGAAAUUUCCAAAUGAGGCUAUUAAACACAAAGUCGCUUGACCUCGAGAUAUUUCCUACCAACGAGGACAUUCGCUAUGCCAUAUUGUCCCAUACUUGGCGGGAGGGGGAAGUGACCUUUGCAGACCUCCACCAACUCCAGAAGCGAACGCAAGCACGAGGAUGGGACAAGAUACGUCGAAGCUGCGAAAUAGCUUCUGAACUGGGAUUCGACUAUAUAUGGGUUGACACGUGUUGCAUUGACAAGACAAGCAGCGCGGAGCUAUCGGAAGCCAUCAACUCAAUGUUCCACUGGUACGAGAAGGCCGAAGUGUGCAUCGCCUAUCUAGAUGACUUCACCCCCGCAGCGGGUUCAGCAGUGGUAGACUCUGGUUUUGAGCAAUGCCGCUGGUUUUUCAGAGGCUGGACGCUUCAAGAACUUAUUGCUCCCCCAGAGUUGCGCUUCUACUCCAAAGAAUGGAACUUUGUCGGCACAAGGACCUCUCUCAAGGCCAUCAUUGCGAAGACCUCGCGUGUCCCCGACAUGAUGCUUGAGGCGCACGUAAAUGGCCAAAGACAAAGGCUCGACAACUUUUCGGUGGCGGAAAAGAUGAGCUGGGCCGCCAACCGCAGGACUACUCGGCCGGAGGACAUGUCCUACUGUUUGCUUGGAAUCUUCGAUAUCAACAUGCCUUUGCUUUAUGGAGAGGGUCAGGGCAAGGCUUUUAGGAGACUCCAGGAAGAUAUUAUCAAAUCCACAAACGAUGAUUCUAUUUACGCCUGGAGUUGUUCUGAUGAACAGUCAAAGAAGCAGCAUUUCUGGGGACUCUUGGCUGACACCCCAUCGGCCUUUGGACAGCACAAGGAGGGUUUCGUGGUGAAGCGAUCACGAUACCUUGCACGACGCUCAAAUCAUGCAGCCACAGUCUCCAACCGCGGUCUCAACGUGGAAUUCGCGCUGGCGCCUCUUCUAAAUGAUAAAUCAGACACCAUCUUCAUCGCCAUGCUGGACUGCGACAUGCAAAAAGAAAACUCCUCGCACGCGCUGACGCCGGCCAUCAUCCUCCAAAAGAUGUCGUGGCACAGCGAUUCCGAGUUUAUCCGCAUACGACCAGACUUCCUACUCGUGCAGCUUAUGAAUCGCAUCAUCUUGCCCACAGCCGACGACCUCGCUCAGAUGCGUGACGGCCUCCGUCUUCCGGAAGCCGUUCCGCGACAGAUAUUCGUCCCGCAUGGCCUGUCCACCCUGCGUGCUCCGCGGGGCAUCUUGUUUCAUCCCGCAGUCAAGGAGCCAUCUCACUCUCUGAAGCCCAAAGAUUCGCUUGUAGUUGACGUGCUCACGCAGCCCUCUGAAUGGCUUUAUUUUGACGAAAGAUCGCACGAUGGAAGCAUAGCAAGCCCCGGGCAAGCGAACCACGACUUCUUCGACAUACUAUCAUCGUUGCAGAGAGUGCAGUCAUAUGUGUUGAAUUUCAAACCCUUCUCGGAUCUAGGAGUUACAGAGCCCAUGCAGCCAACGAUCCUUGGGUCGUUAGAACUCGGAAUUAAACAGCAGAGCGGAUGGAACAGCUGGCAUGUGUGUUUGGUAACGGGAUUAGAGCCGCUCCCGCCAAACCCCUUUGGCACGCCAUCUCUGUAUACUGUGCCGUGGUAUGCAUUCGAGACGAAAGCCAAGGUCACAGCGGGAGAACUCGAUGCGGUGUUGGACAAGAAGACGAGGCGGGGGUGGCAUAGGCUGCUGGAUGACAUGGUACUGAGAGUCGAUUUCGAUCUCGAGAGUCGGCACUCGAGGUUGUAUUACAAUGCGGUGUUGAAGGUGGUUACGCCCUCAGAGAGAUAUGGUACAGAUUGA
Trichoderma aggressivum f. europaeum is the source of this 2829-nucleotide messenger RNA. RefSeq lists its product as uncharacterized. The record is from RefSeq and is a predicted model, not a curated record. Bases 1 to 2829 code for a protein of 942 amino acids. Gene Ontology annotation, molecular function: metal ion binding; lactoylglutathione lyase activity. Lineage: Eukaryota; Fungi; Ascomycota; Sordariomycetes; Hypocreales; Hypocreaceae. The transcript has 7 exons.